AAUAAAUCGAUCAGCGGCAAAAUGAAAUCCAUGGUAACUAGGCGGAUUUUAAAUCAAAUUUACAAAAAUUCAGAUGCAAUUAAUAUAAGGUCGUCAAUUAAACAAACACGGAAAUUUUGUUUUGUCUCCAAAAACACCGAUCUCGAAAACGCUAGCUUCCAACAUGAAAAUUAUAGGCAAAGGGGUGAAAACCUUCACACCGAUGAAGUAUUAUUUGAAAUGUUCAAAAACAAAGAAACCGGACUUUUAUCUAUCGGAAAAUUUCUCAAUGCAUUACGAGCUACGGGGUUAAGGAAAACCGAUCCAAGAUUAAAAGAAUUUGCUGGCAUUUUAAAGACCAUGGCGAAAGGCAAUACUGAUGGAUACUCCGUUGAUGUACAAAAAUUAAAUUUAAAUGAUUUCAAAAGCAUUAUAACACCGAAUAUUGGACUAAUAUCAAGAGCUUUCAGAAGACAGUUCAUUAUACCCGAAUUUCAAGAGUUCUGUAAACAAAUUGAGGAAAUUUAUUGGAAAUGCAAAGAAAACACAAAUGGAAAAGUAGCUUCCUACAUACCUCAACUAAAAAGAAUGAGUCCAAAUUACUGGGGAGUGAGUAUAUGUACCAUAGACGGGCAAAGAUUCUCGAUAGGAGAUGUUUCAAUACCAUUCACAAUACAAUCCUGUAGUAAACCUUUAACCUAUGGGAUCGCUCUGGAUCUGCUAGGAUCGGAUGUGGUUCAUAAAUAUGUGGGCCAGGAGCCUAGUGGAAGGAAUUUUAAUGAGCUUAUUCUGGAUCACAAUAAAAAACCUCAUAAUCCUAUGAUAAAUGCUGGUGCUAUAAUUAUAUGUUCCCUUAUUAAAACUAUAGCCAGAGCUGAAAUGAGUUUGGCGGAAAAAUUCGAUUAUACAAUGAAUUAUUUUGAGCGACUAGCAGGAAAUGAUGAUUUGGGAUUUAAUAACGCCGUUUUCCUCUCCGAACGGGAAUGCGCUGAUAGAAAUUAUGCUUUAGGAUUUUAUAUGAAAGAGCAUAAAUGUUAUCCGGAGAAUUGCACAUUUAAGGAAUGCAUGGAUUUCUAUUUUCAGUGUUGCUCACUAGAAGCAACUUGUGAUCAAGUAUCAGUAAUGGGCUCAACAUUAGCCAAUGGAGGAAUAUGUCCCUUGUCAGAAGAAAAAGUAUUAAAACCAGAGAGUGUGCGAGAUGUUCUUUCUUUGAUGCAUAGUUGUGGAAUGUAUGAUUAUUCGGGACAAUUUGCUUUCAAAGUAGGAGUCCCAACCAAAUCCGGUGUAAGUGGUGCUUUAUUAGUAGUUAUUCCAAAUGUUAUGGGAAUAUGUCUAUGGUCGCCUCCUUUGGAUGCUUUAGGGAACAGCUGUAGAGGAGUUCAAUUUUGCGAGGAGCUCAUAAAGAAAUUUAAUUUUCAUCUUUACGAUAACUUGAAGCAUGCAGCGAAUAAAGUUGAUCCAAGAAAGCACAAAUUCGAAACUAAAGGUUUAAACGUUGUUAAUUUAUUGUUUUCGGCGGCUGCUGGAGAUUUACCGGGUUUAAGAAGGCAUAUGUUAAAUGGAAUGGACAUGAGUCUCCCCGACUAUGAUGGUAGAACAGCAUUACAUUUGGCAGCGGCAGAAGGUCACGUCAAUUGCGUCGAUUUUCUUCUAAAACAAUGCCAAGUACCAUAUGAUAUUAGAGAUAGAUGGGGAAAAACGCCUCUUGAAGAAGCUCUUACAUUUGGCCAUACGGCAGUUAUAGAAUUGCUUCAGCUAUGGGACGAACAAGCCACAAGAAGUAUACCAGCAGAAGAGGAUCCUCCUAUACCAGGAAUGGGGUAGAAUGUAUUAUUAAAAAGUCUAGUCAAUUAGUUAGGUAAUAAUUUAUUUAGUUCGCUGUUGCCUGUUGCGAUCUGGAUAUAAUAAUGGUUAAACCAUGCAAUUUUUUUCUGUUGGGAUUCUUUGCUCCAAUAUUUUUAAACUUUCUGACGCUUAAUCCCCACACCUCGAUAAAGUACAAAUAGUUUCUGAAGAAUUAUUGUUAUUGGGCCUAUUCGGGUUUGGGAAAAUGACGGUUCUAGAACGGUUCAAAACAAUCGCACAGUUUAUUAUUGAAAUUUGUGAUAGCCGAGUUGUUGUCAUUUUAUUGAUUGAUAAACUGUUCGAUUGUUUUGAACCGUUUUAGAACCGUCCUUUUUCAAACCCGAAUAGGCCUUAUAUUAUGUGUAAUUUGUGAUAUUAUUUAAAUUAUUUGUCAAUAUUUGAAAUUUGUGUCGUUAUGUCUCGAUUUUUAAGUAUGAUAUUUAUUAUUAGUGAACACAUGACAAUAAAAUUUUUUGCAA
Molecule: messenger RNA, 2303 nt
Organism: Ceutorhynchus assimilis (cabbage seed weevil)
Lineage: Eukaryota; Metazoa; Arthropoda; Insecta; Coleoptera; Curculionidae
Source: the annotation of a GenBank genome assembly